Rhineura floridana is the source of this 1661-nucleotide messenger RNA. RefSeq names its product keratin, type I cytoskeletal 24-like. The transcript is spliced from 8 exons. The coding region runs from base 79 to 1449 and encodes 456 amino acids. Lineage: Eukaryota; Metazoa; Chordata; Lepidosauria; Squamata; Rhineuridae. The record is from RefSeq and is a predicted model, not a curated record. Gene Ontology annotation, molecular function: structural molecule activity.
GCCCACCAGCUCGAUGCACUCUUUCUAAUCAGCUUGCCUUGCUGGGACGGGACCAGACGUACUUCUUGCUCAGACACCAUGGCUCUCUCUUUCCAAACUGGCUCUUCCCGACAGCUGUCCUCAUACAGUAUUGGAGGUAGUGGUGGUGGUGGAUCUGUCAGAUUAUCUAGCGGUGGAGGAUUUAGUGGUGGUUCCAAAUUUGCUGGAGGUUACGCAGGAGGAAGCUAUGGAGGAGGAAGCCUUGGUGGAGGAUUUGGAGAGGGCUUGGGUGGAGGUCUGGGGGCUGGCUUCGGUGGUGGCUUUGCCAGUGGCAGCUUUGCUAGUGGCUUGGGUGGUGGCUUUGGAGGGGGAGAAGGUGGUCUCCUGGCUGGAGAUGAGAAGCAAACCAUGCAGAAUCUCAAUGACCGCCUUGCUAACUACCUAAGCAACGUGCAUGCUCUGGAAGAGGCCAACACAGAGCUGGAACGCAAAAUCAAGGAAUGGUAUGCAAAAUUUAGCACUCCAGACACCAACAGAGAUUACAGCAAAUAUUUUAACAUCAUUGAAGACCUUCGGAAUCAAAUCCUUAAAUUCACUACUGAAAACGCUGGGGUCAUUCUGCAAAUCGACAAUGCUCGGCUGGCUGCUGAUGAUUUCAAACUUAAGUUUGAGAAUGAACUGUUCCUACAUCAGAGUGUAGUGAGCGACAUCAACGGCCUGCGGAAAGUCUUGGAUGACUUAACCAUGGCUAAAUCUGACCUAGAGUCGCAGAUCGAAAGCCUGAAAGAGGAACUUGCCUACCUCAAGAAGAACCAUGAAGAGGAAAUGAGGAGCUUACAUGGGGCCGCCAGUGGGGAUGUCAGUGUGGAAAUGGAUGCUGCCCCAGGAAUUGACCUGACUAAGCUACUGAAUGACAUGAGAGCCCAAUACGAAGAGCUUGCAGACAGGAAUCGGAGAGAUGCAGAAGAACAGUUCAACAAGCAGGUUGGAGCUCUGAGGCAAGAGAUAUCUGCCAACGUGGAUCAACUGAGCACAGGCAAGACCGAAAUUACGGAUCUGAGGCGCACUCUGCAGGGCCUGGAACUGGAGCUUCAGGCCCAACUUGCCAUGAAACAAUCCCUUGAAGGGACUUUGGCAGAAACAGAACUAAAUUACUGUAACCAACUCACCCAAAUACAAGCUCAGAUCAGCAGCUUAGAGGAACAGCUUCUGCAGCUCCGGUCUGAUAUGGAGAACCAGAAUGCAGAGUAUCAGCAACUUUUAGGCAUCAAGACACGUCUGGAGAUGGAGAUAGAGACUUACCGCCGCCUCCUGGAUGGAGAAGGAGGUGGUUUUGACUCUUCUGGAUCUACAAGCUUUGUCAAAGAGCCAACGAAAACCAGAAUGGUUAAGACAAUUGUGGAAGAAUUGGUUGAUGGCAGAGUCGUUUCAUCCCAGGUCAAAUCAGUAGAAGAGAAACCAACCAAAUAAACAUCAAGAAUCCAUUCCACGUCCUGGCAGAGGAGCAAGAAAGUACACCUUCAAGAGUUAUGCACAGAAUAAUUUUAGCUUAAAAAAGCAUUUUUUCUAGAAGUUCCUCACUUUUUUCACUUUUCUUUAAGCAAAUCUCAAAAGUGCAUUCUGAAAUCUUGAUUUCUUUUAGCUGCAAUAGUUCAAUAAACCUUUUUACUAUUUGCAUAAUA